CAGAGCUGCUGUCAUGUGAUAGCUCGUCCGGGGAGCUGCUGGUGACAGUGGCUUCACACCUUUGGAUGAGGCUGAAACAAAGCCGCGCAGGAACGAAGUUUUAUGUUUGUUGGAGAGGAUAAAACACGGCUCGUUUCUGACAGGACAACAGGGAAGCUGGGGUUGUGUAGCUUCGGCCCUCGGACGCUGCCAUGGGUUGCUGUUACAGCAGCGAGAACGAGACUACAGAGCAGGACCCUGACGAACGUAAACCGCUGAUCCCCCACCCGAACCCCAUCAGUAAGCCCUCAAAUGGGACCGACUGGAUCAAUAACACACCCCCUUCAGCGCGGACAGAUGAACAGGCCCUCCUUACAUCCAUACUCCAUAAGACAGCACAGAAUAUCAUUGACGUCUCAGCAGCUGACUCUGUCAUGAUGGAGCAGCAUGAAUACAUGGACAAAGCUCGGCAAUACAGUACAAAGCUGGCUGUGCUGAGCAACAGUCUGCCCCAGAAGAAAGCCCUUGCUCUCCCCUCCCUCACCAGCCAGCCCCACCAAGUGCUUGCGAGUGACCUGGUGCCAUACUCAGAUGUUCAGCAGGUGUCCAAGAUAGCAGCUUAUGCUUACAGUGCAAUUUCUCAAAUCAAAGUGGAUGCUAAGGAAGAACUGGUGGUCCAGUUUGCCAUUCCCUGAUUCUGCAACUCUGGCCUGCAUAUUGUUCCUCCCAUCCCGCUCUCUCUGUGUCACUCCUGCAUCCUCACUCUCCAGCCCACCUUUUAUUAAAGCAUCUUGGUCCUUGUGCUUCUUAGCUAUGCCUCUAACUGCUGCAAAGACAGAGACCAUGUAGGAUUGCACUCUGCGGCUGUCCAUUAGUCUACUUAAUUCUGGGGUCAGUGACAAAUUGUCAUCAUGGGCAAUGGAAGAUGUUCUACUGUAGAUGAGCCACUGGGGUGUGAUCUUAUAUAUACAACAAGGCCUCCUCUGUAUGUAGUGCGUGGAUCAGAGGCUUUGUCAGAACCAGCUGUGGAAAAAUCAUCGUUCAUCCUUCUCGAUGAUCUAAUUUUUUAAAAUGGUUGUUUCAGUGUCUUUAUUUUGUUAGUUUCCAUAGCCUUGUACUUAAGGCAAGAAAGGCUUGCUCUUCACCCCAGACUGUUAUCCAGAGGCAUGGAAGAACGUUCAAUGAAUUCACCUGGGACAGAGCUGUAGGGUUUUUGGCACAAGGCAUUGGCUGUUUAUGUAUAUACCUAUAUACAAUCUCCACUGGAGCAAGAGAAAUGAUUCAUCUAUGUAGCAAGGAAUAAUGGGAAUAUCACAGUAAUGGAAAUUACCAUAGGUCUAAGUACAAUAGUUGAACAUUUUAUCUGGAUCAAAACACUUGCAAUGUGGCUUAAAGUUUACAGUUCUUGUGUUUAACUCUGUUUUGUCAACCUGGGAUGAAACUGCCCAUUCCUCAGUGUUUCUCCUUGCACAGCAAGAAAUAUGUAAAAAUCAGAGCCAAAAAAAGGGGGGAAAAUGUUUUCUGUUGAGUAGUCAUUAUAAUUUAGAGGGCUGUAAUACUAUAGUCCUAAUGUAUGCUGUCAUGAUCUGGAUAUCAAACAUCCCACAGUAAUCUGGUGUCACUGCAUCAUCAUGAAACAGUAAACUAAUACGACUUUAGUAAAUUUCAUUGAAGUUUCACUGUAAUAAUGUUUAAAAAGUGACAGUGAAACAGGUUGGAUUGGUAAUUUGUUGUCCAGUGUGCAAUCUGUUAUUCUUGUUGAGUGACCUAUCUGUGGCUGGUGUCCUGUGGUGAAUGAGGAUGCAAACAGAAGCAGGGUGGGAGCUGGGUGGGCCAACUGAUGUCACAGGUGGCGGGAACGGACGGAGCUUUCUUGGGGCACAAGUUCUCAAGUUUACAGACAGUAAUUUGUCCUCUGCGGUUUUCUAGCACUAAAAUAAUGAGCUGGCUGAUUCUUUAAAUCAAAUCCCAGACCUUCACUUAUUUAAUAGCAGUGGAGACAUAUGGAGAUGAAGGGGGUGGGAGUGUGGAUGGUGCAGGGACAGACAUUGUGUAUUCAUGCCUUCUUUGUACAGAAUUUUCUGAUUUGAAUAUAAAACCAGAUGAUGGAUUGUAUGAAGUUCCUCUUUUUGGAGAGAGUUCAUUGUUCAGGAUUGGCUAAGGUCUUGUGGUGGUAACAUACGUUUUUAUGAAACAUAAGAACACUUCUAAGGCCUGCAAAGCUUUGCGCUGCAGAUUGUAAUAUGAUUGAGUUGUUCAUAUUAAUCAGAAACUAACCAUUGUAGCAGUGUGUGUGGGGGGGUGGCGUUAACAAUCUAUGUACCACAACAGAUAAAAUGAUCCGAAACCUUUUGUGAUUAUUUAUUUGUGUUUUAAAUAUGUAUUUGCUCUUCGGUGGAGAGCACGCGACUGUAUGCGUGGGCAGGGAGCACGGUGAGCCGCUCUUGAGUCUCUAAAGGGAUGAUCUGCAAGGCUGUGAUUAUUUCAACCACGCAAUUGAUUUGAGCUUCUUGCAAGGGUUUCUUGGCAUUUUUUUUUUUUUUUUUUGGUUCAGUUUCAUUUGUUACUCAAAUGUGUAAUACUACCUGAAAUAUGUUUGUAAUAUCUUAGGCUA
Toxotes jaculatrix (banded archerfish) is the source of this 2593-nucleotide messenger RNA. It is a transcript of the gene lamtor1, whose product is annotated as late endosomal/lysosomal adaptor, MAPK and MTOR activator 1. Gene Ontology annotation, cellular component: late endosome membrane; Ragulator complex; membrane raft. The transcript is spliced from 5 exons. The record is from RefSeq and is a predicted model, not a curated record. NCBI's taxonomy places the organism in Eukaryota, Metazoa, Chordata, Actinopteri, Toxotidae. Gene Ontology annotation, biological process: positive regulation of MAPK cascade; cholesterol homeostasis; regulation of receptor recycling. The coding region runs from base 192 to 674 and encodes 160 amino acids. Gene Ontology annotation, molecular function: molecular adaptor activity; guanyl-nucleotide exchange factor activity.